AUGACGUCACACGGGUCGCACAGUGUCAUGCCGCCGGCCGUGAUAGACGACGACGUACAGAGGACGGCGGAGAGCAUUCUGCUGGUGGAGUCGGUGGGAGGGGAGACCACUGGCCUCUCUGUCGACCCGGAGACCAAGAGGAGGGUGCUGGAGGCUGUCUGUGUGGCUCUACAGACGUCUACCUGUAUAAGACAACCACUGUACUCCACGCCAACGGGUGGUUGUCUUGGACAAGUUCGACAGUCUAUCAGAGCGGUGGACAACUCGUCCACGCAGCAGACUCUGACCCGUCUCCGGGAGUCGGCCAAACGUCUGGAGCAGGAGAAGGAGGAGCAGGGGACCGAGCUCAGGGAGAAGCACAAGGAGGUGGCCUGGCUCAACAAAGAGCUGAACAUCAUCAAGAACCAGCUACACAAACUGCGGCAGAUCGUGCUCAACUACAACCAGAGCCACUCCACCAACUUCCACCUGGAGGAGGAGUCCGUGGACGGGGGGCCGGGCAGGUCAAAGUCCGACCCGCUGUACAGCAGAGAGAGGACCUACGUGGAGGGGGACCAGGUCAACUACUUCAGCACCACGGGCGAGGAGAUCGCGGUGUGGAAGCUGAGGCAUAGACAAUCAAGAGGAGGAGGAGGAGGGGGAGGAGGGCUUCUCGGAGUGGGAGGAGGGAGUGGAGGAGGAGGGAGUACGAGUCACAGAUCCGGGUUCGGAGGAGGAGGAGGAGGAGGAGGAGGAGGUUUUGGGACGAGUAGAGCCGUGACACAGUGUCUCCGGUGCAACCAGUUCUUUAAAGGUCCCGACAACAACAACCGCGCCUGUCGCUACCACAAGAAGGGACGACAGAUCCGUGAGCAGUACGACCCCAGCGGCCGGCUACUCCGCGUGCUCUACACCUGGGCCUGCUGUAAGAAAGGUCUGGACGCCCCGGGCUGUACCUACGGCUGUCAUAUAUGACACAGUCACGCCAAAACAGCAGUCACAUAUGACACAGUCACGCUGACACUAUAUACGGCUGUCACAUAUGACACCAUCACGCCCAAAGAAAUGUUAUAUAAUUAUGACACAGCCACCCCCAUACUACGACCUACAGCUGUCAUAUAUGACACCGUCACGCCCACACAUGUCAUAUGACACUGUCACGCCCAUACUAUUACCUACGGCUGUCAUAUAUGACACAGUUACGCCCAAACAACUGUCACAUAUGACAGUCACUCUGACACUAUUUACGGCUGUCACAUAUGACACCGUCACGCCCACACAAUCUAUGGCUAUCAUAUAUGAUACAUUCAUGCCACCUAACCUUCGUCUGUGAUAUAUGACACAGUCACGCCCACACUACUGUCAUAUAUGACAGUCACGCCCAAACAUCUGUCAUAUAUGACAGUCACGCCCAAACAUCUGUCAUAUAUGACAGUCAUGCCCAAACAUUUGAGUAUAUAUUACAUCGUCACGCCCAAAGAUCUGAGUAUAUAUUACAUCGUCACGCCCAAACAUCUGUCAUAUAUAACACAGCCACGCCCAAACAUCUGUCAUAUAUGACACCGCCACGCAUACACAACCGCCAUCUUGUUGGAGGACUGGCACAAACUAUAAGGAGCACACAGAUUUUGUAGCAUUCCGUGACCAUCUCCCCUUUGCCUGCAUGCACAUACAAACGGACUAAUUAAGUCUGUGUUUUCUAAUGAUGCUCAAAUAAUUGUGAAUCUGAAUGUGGGUUUUUUUUACAAGCCAUUCAGCUGACGGAGAGUAUUUUUUCAAUAUUUCUCUCUCAAUUUUCAUUUUUCCCCGUCUUAUUUCCAAAGACCGCUCCACGACCCCAAAGAAGCACCUGUAUAAUUAUAUCAAUGUGCCAAAAGGGUGAUUGGGGACCGUCUGUACACUUAAAUGACGUUACGAUUUGCUGUGAUAACGAAAGGUGCCCAAGGUUAUAUGUUGACCUCUUCACUCCAAAUUGUUGUAGAAGACAAAGUGCAGACCAUGAUAAUGAAAGCACGUCGUGUUUAAACCCUAGCUUGGACGUUGACCAAGAUGGCCCAAAACAGACAGAACUGGAGAUCCUUUGUUGCUGCCCUAAACGCCAGAUGGCGUAAUGGGUAGUAAGUAAGUAAGUUGGACGUUGAGGCAACGAUGAUAGUCAACUGUACACUGUUUACUAUAUGAGUAUGUUGAUUUUAUAGAGGCAUCAGUCUGUUUGCAUAUAGUCAAAGCUCAGUGUUUAGUUUAGUUUAGUUUUAGUAGAGGGAUUUACGGCGCUCGCAACUGCAUAAGGUCAUAUGAGCGCCA
Messenger RNA from Aplysia californica (California sea hare), 2283 nucleotides. Its product is annotated as keratin, type I cytoskeletal 10. NCBI's taxonomy places the organism in Eukaryota, Metazoa, Mollusca, Gastropoda, Aplysiida, Aplysiidae. The coding region runs from base 1 to 954 and encodes 317 amino acids. The transcript is spliced from 3 exons. The record is from RefSeq and is a predicted model, not a curated record.